CGAAGGGUCAGUAGUGACGGAAAAGCGAAACCGCGGGACUGAUGCUUCGAUCCAAGAUGGCGGCGCACUUAAAGAAGCGAGUGUAUGAAGAGUUCAGCAAAGUGGUCGUCCAGCAACAGCAGCAUGAAGAGAUUUCUGCAAAGAAGCUCCGGCUGACCAAGCCAAGUAAGUCAGCAGCGCUCCACGUGGAUCUGUGCAAGGCGACUUCACCAGCAGAUGCUCUGCAGUACCUGCUGCAAUUUGCCAGGAAGCCAGUGGAACCAGAAAGUGUGGAAGGAGUGGUCCGAAUCUUGUUGGAGCAUUAUUACAAGGAGAAUGAUCCUUCUGUCAGACUGAAAAUUGCCUCCCUGCUGGGCUUGCUGUCAAAGACUCCAGGGUUUUCUCCCGACUGCAUUCUGGAUGAUGCCAUUAACACACUUCAGAAUGAGAAGUCGCACCAGGUUCUUGCUCAGCUGCUGGAUACCUUACUGAUGAUUGGGAAGAAGCUCCAAGACAGCCUUGCAGUGCGUGUGCGCCUGGUAGAUGUCGCUUGCAAGCAUCUGACUGAUUCCUCCCAUGGUGUAAGAAACAAAUGCCUUUUGCUGAUUGGCUGCCUUGGAACUGUGGAAAAGGGCUCCGUGAAAGAUCCCGAAGGCCAGCCUGCCAAAGAUGUUCAGAAAAUCAUAGGGGAUCACUUUAAUGACCAGGAUCCUCGGGUCAGGACUGCAGCUAUAAAAGCUAUGCUCCAGCUCCAUGAAAGAGGGUUGAAGCUGCAGCAAACCAUUUAUAAUCAGGCAUGUAAGCUCUUAACAGAUGACUACGAACAGGUCCGCAGUGUUGCCGUUCAUCUCACCUGGGUUCUCAGUCAGCUUUAUCCAGAAAGUAUUGUCCCAAUCCCUUCCUCCAAUGAAGAAAUCCGUCUAGUUGACGAUGCAUUUGGCAAAAUUUGUCACAUGGUCAGCGAUGGCUCAUGGGUGGUGAGAGUCCAAGCUGCUAAAUUGCUGGGAUCUAUGCUGCAAGUUAGUUCUCAGUUUUUAGAACAAACCCUGGACAAGAAGCUGAUGUCGGACUUGAGGCGAAAACGCACGGCUCACGAACGUGCAAAAGAGCUCUACAGCUCUGGGGAGUUCUCAAGCGGCAGGAAGUGGGGAGACGACGCCCCCAAAGAAGAAGUGGACACUGGAGCUGUGAACCUGAUGGAAUCUGGUGCUUGUGGGGCCUUCGUUCAUGGCCUGGAAGAUGAAAUGUAUGAGGUUCGCAUUGCUGCCGUUGAGGCCCUCUGCAUGUUGGCCCAAUCCUCCCCCUCCUUCGCCGCAAAGUGCCUCGAUUUUCUGGUCGACAUGUUCAAUGACGAGAUUGAAGAAGUGAGGCUGCAGUCGAUUCACACCAUGAGGAAGAUUUCCAAUAACAUCACCCUGCGGGAGGACCAAUUGGACACGGUGCUCGGGGUUUUAGAGGAUUCUUCCAGAGACAUACGGGAAGCUCUCCAUGAGCUUCUAUGCUGCACCAAUGUCUCAACAAAAGAAGGCAUCCAUCUUGCUCUGGUUGAGCUGCUGAAGAACCUGACCAAGUAUCCGACUGACAGGGAUUCCAUCUGGAAGUGCUUAAAGUUCCUAGGAGGCAGGCACCCAACCCUUGUGCUUCCACUUGUUCCUGAAUUGCUGGGCACCCACCCUUUCUUUGAUACCCCAGAACCUGACAUGGAUGACCCAGCUUACAUUGCAGUCUUGGUUUUCAUUUUCAACGCUGCCAAGUCGUGUCCAACGAUGCCUGCCCUGUUCUCGGACCACACCUUUCGGCACUACACUUACCUUCGGGACAGUCUCUCUCACCUCGUCCCUCCUUUAAGAUUGCCUGGGAAAAAGCUGGCAUCUUCGCCUGUGUCUGCCAGCCUUGCCCUCCAGGAAGACCCCUCCCAGGAAUUUCUGAAGCAGAGCUUGGAAAGAGUGUUCAAUCUUCAGCAUCUAGACCCACAGGGCAUUCAGGAGCUGCUUGAGUUCACCAUCCGAGACCUCCAGAGAUUUGGAGAGCUCCAGUCUGACUUGGCCGGGAUGGCUGACUUCUGCGCCGCUUACCUUCGCUGCCAACUGCUUCUCAUUAAGGCUCUUCAGGAGAAGCUGUGGAAUGUAGCUGCACCCCUGUAUUUGAAACAGAACGCCCUGGCAUCAACAGCAGCAAAGCAGAUCAUGGAAGAAACGUAUAGGAUGGAGUUUAUGUAUAGCGGCGUGGAACACCGGCAGGUUGUCAUCAUCCACCACAUGAGGCUGCAGGCGAAGGCGUUGCAGCUGAUUGUAACCGUACGGACGACAAGAGGAGCAGAACCUCUCUUUGGAAUAUGUGAGAAGUUUUUGCAGGAAGUGGACUCCUUUCAAAGGUGCUUCAUUGCUGAGCUUCCUCACAUGCAAGACAGUUUUGUCGAUAAACUCCUGGACUUGAUGCCCAGACUGGUUACCUCCAAACCUUCAGAAGUUGUCAAGAUCCUACAAGCGACGUUGCGACAGAGUAGCUUCCUUCGCCUUCCGCUCCCAGAGAAAAUCCACAGGGCAAGCGCCACCAUUAUUGAGCCAGCAGGUGAAUCCGACAACCCUCUGCGCUUCACAUCAGGUUUAGUCGUGGCCUUGGACGUCGAUGCAACUCUAGAACAUGUGCAGGAUCCGCAGGGCACAGUGAAAGUUCAGGUAGUCUAUCCAGACGGUCAGGCGCAGCUGAUCCAUCCCAAGCCGGCAGACUUUAGGAACCCCGGACCCGGAAGGCACCGGUUAAUUUCUCAGGUUUACCUGUCACAUACUGCCUGGACAGAGCCUUGUCAGAUCGAAGUGCGGUUGUUGCUGGCGUACAGUUCAGACAAAAACAGGACGCCCACGAGGCUCCCUCGUGCCAUUUGGGGAGACAGCAUGGAGUUCCUCCCUCAGCCCGAGAACGCCAUCGAAGGAAUCAUUCCUUUCAGCAAGCCUGUCAAAGUCUAUAUCAUGCCGAAACCUGCCAGACGGUGACACCUUUUUGUGUGUGUGUGAACUCUAUCUUGAACUGCUGCGAGUGUUCUUGGAAGCCGUUUGAGACACUUGAGAACCAGGGCAGGACAUUCAUGCCAUACUUCCCUGGGACGUACUCUGUUUCCAGCCUUCAGAAUGGAGCUGUUUUCUCUAAGGGAAUUGAGGCGUAUCAGAAGACGAUGGAGGGACAAACUUUGCAGUUUCUUUCAAUUCUAUGAUUCAAGAAGCAACCCAACCGAACACUGCCGUCCCUUGAAUAAGGAGUGUUUUAAGAAUAGUGCUGAUGCUGGCAAUCUUGUUUUAUAUCUGAAACAUACAUUAAACAUGCCUUCUGUAGAUGAAUUGCCUA
Molecule: messenger RNA, 3321 nt
Organism: Anolis sagrei ordinatus
Lineage: Eukaryota; Metazoa; Chordata; Lepidosauria; Squamata; Anolidae
Gene: INTS4
Product: integrator complex subunit 4
Biological process (GO): snRNA processing
Cellular component (GO): integrator complex
Source: RefSeq, a predicted model, not a curated record